AUGCAUGCGGAGCUUGCGAAUUCCCUCUCGGCCUCACGCUACAAGAGAGCACCUCCAGGCUUCCAUGAAACAAAUUCUCGCAUCCGUCCGUCCCCUUCCGCUGCAACCUGCAAGCCUGCUGCACCUCUCGCAAGGAUCGACAUGGCCGCCUCUGGUGGUGGUGCUGCUGCUCUCCGCGGCCUCGUCGUCGUCCUCGCCGUCCUCUCCGUCUCCGUGUGGGGUGCGGUGGCCACGAUCAACGUCAAGGAGACGUGCUCGUUCACGGCGCACCCGGACCUGUGCGAGAAGGACAUGACCCAGCUGCUGGGCCUGGAAGGCGCGCCGGCGCCGGCGCCGGCGACGUCCGACUGA
Messenger RNA from Miscanthus lutarioriparius, 351 nucleotides. The record is from the annotation of a GenBank genome assembly. NCBI's taxonomy places the organism in Eukaryota, Viridiplantae, Streptophyta, Magnoliopsida, Poales, Poaceae.